GAAAGAGAGAGAGAUCGAUAUAACAAUAUUUAGUAAAGAGAAAAUAAUAUUUAAUUAAUCAAUUUAGUGACCAUGUAAGUUUAAUGUGUAUAUAUAUAUAUAUGUAUAAGUUUGAGUAGGAGAAGAUAAAUGAGGUGAACGACGCACCAAGAACACGAUAUUGUUAACUGUCUGUGAGAGAGUUAUGGCUCCAGUUGGAUUACCUCCAGGCUUUAGGUUCCAUCCAACCGACGAAGAACUCGUAAACUAUUAUUUGAAAAGAAAGAUCAACGGUCAAGAAAUCGAGCUUGAUAUAAUCCCCGAGGUUGAUCUCUACAAAUGCGAGCCAUGGGACCUCGCAGAGAAGUCGUUUCUACCGAGUAGAGAUCCGGAAUGGUAUUUUUUUGGGCCACGUGACCGGAAGUAUCCAAACGGGUUUAGGACGAACCGAGCAACGAGAGGGGGAUACUGGAAAUCAACCGGGAAAGAUAGAAGAGUGACGAGUCAAAGCAGAGCCAUUGGGAUGAAGAAGACUUUGGUUUAUUAUAGAGGAAGAGCUCCUCAAGGGAUCCGUACUGAUUGGGUUAUGCAUGAGUAUCGUCUCGAUGAUAAGGAUUGUGACGAUCCCUCUUCGCUCCAGGACUCGUAUGCAUUAUGUCGGGUGUUCAAGAAGAACGGAAUAUGUUCAGAGUUGGAAUCAGAACAGCAAUUACAAAUGGGACAAUGUAGCUUCACGACGGCGUCAAUGGAGAUCAAUUCCAAUAAUAACACUAAUUACAAUAACAACGAAUACGAGACAAUGUCGCCGGAAGUGGGAGUUUCAUCAUCUGCCUGCGUUGAAGAAGUAGUCGACGAUAAAGACGAUUCGUGGAUGCAAUUUAUCACAGAUGACGCAUGGGACACGUCAUCUAACGCCGCAGCUAUGGGACAUGGUCAAGGGGUUUAUUGA
Camelina sativa (false flax) is the source of this 928-nucleotide messenger RNA. Its product is annotated as NAC domain-containing protein 54-like. Gene Ontology annotation, molecular function: DNA binding. NCBI's taxonomy places the organism in Eukaryota, Viridiplantae, Streptophyta, Magnoliopsida, Brassicales, Brassicaceae. The record is from RefSeq and is a predicted model, not a curated record. Gene Ontology annotation, biological process: regulation of DNA-templated transcription.